CACUCCACGCAGCGACCACCCACGCCGGGAUCCAGUUAGCGCCCUCGCGCGCGCGCGCGAGAGAGAGAGAGAGAGAGAGAGAGAGGCAGAGUGGAAGGAGACUCGGCCAGUUCUUCUAUCCCACCGCUACACAGCUUCUUGUCCUUCGUAGAGUUCUCAUUUUCCGCACCCCAUCAUCAUCACAGCCUCAUUCAAAGCCAAUUAGACCAUGAACCUGCUCUUUUCUUGUUGCUAAGGAGGUGAAAUCGAGCCCGAGGAGUGGACGAGGCGGCACUUCGUUACUAAGAUACAGAAAGAAGGAGAGACAGAGACAAAGAAUGGCACAAACCUCACAGGACCAGGGAGCAGUGGGCAUAACCGACCCAGAUGAGGAUUCUCCGAACAUGAUUGCUUACAGAAAGAUUGAAGACAUCAUCACACGACUUCAGGAUGAAACCGAAGGUGUUCCUGUCAGAACGGUCAAGAGCUUCCUGUCCAAGAUUCCCAGUGUUGUUACAGGUUCAGAUAUUGUUCAGUGGUUGAUGAAGAACCUAAACAUAGAAGAUCCGGUGGAGGCCAUACAUAUUGGUAGCCUGAUCGCAGCCCAAGGCUACAUAUUCCCAAUCUCUGACCAUGUUCUCAACCUCAAGGAUGACGGGACAUUUUAUCGCUUUCAGGCACCAUACUUUUGGCCGUCUAAUUGCUGGGAGCCGGAGAACACAGACUAUGCCAUUUACCUGUGCAAGCGGACCAUGCAGAACAAAACUCGGUUGGAGCUGGCAGACUACGAGGCUGAGAAUCUUGCACGGCUUCAGAGGGCUUUUGCUAGGAAGUGGGAGUUCAUCUUCAUGCAGGCUGAGGCACAGGUCAAGAUCGACAGGAAAAAGGACAAGACGGAGAGAAAGAUUCUGGAUAGUCAGGAAAGAGCCUUUUGGGAUGUUCAUCGCCCCGUGCCAGGAUGUGUCAACACCACAGAGAUGGACAUCAGAAAGUGUCGCCGGCUCAAGAAUCCCGCAAGAGUAAAAAAGUCUGUGUAUGGUGUAGUGGAUGACACGCAUACGCAGAGUCCUGUACACACACCUUCACAACAGAUCAACAAGGACACCAAAGAGGACGUAGAGAAAGAGAUUCUGUUCUUGAACACUCAGUUGGAUCGACACUGUAUGAAAAUGUCCAAAGUGGCUGAGACAUUGAUGAGCUACACGGAUCAGUAUCUCGAGUAUGACCCCUUUUUAUCAGUACCUGACCCAUCCAAUCCCUGGAUCGGCGAUGACGUCACUUUCUGGGAACAAGAGGCCAGUAAGGAACCGUGUCAGCAGCGAGUAAAGAAGUGGGGCUUCUCAUUGGACGAGGCUUUAAAAGACCCAUUGGGCCGUGACCAGUUCCUUAAAUUCCUGGAGUCUGAAUUCAGCUCUGAGAACCUCCUGUACUGGUUGGCCGUGCAGGAUCUGAAGUGCCGCCCUCUGCAGGAAGUGCCAGCUCGUGCCCAGGAGAUCUGGCAGGAGUUUCUUGCAGAGGGAGCUCCCAACGCCAUCAAUCUGGAUUCACACAGUUACGAACGCACCAGUCAGAAUUUAAAAGACCCCGGACGUUACAGCUUUGAAGACGCCCAGGACCACAUUUACAAGCUGAUGAAGAGUGACAGCUACCCUCGUUUCCAGCGCUCCAAUGCUUACCAGGACCUCCUGCUGGCUAGAAAGAAGCCUGAGACUGAUCAAGGCCGUCGUACUUCUCUGGAGAAAUUCACUCGCAGUGUGGGGAAGUCUCUCACAACUAAACGACUGACUGGCCUCAUGCAGUCAACCUGACGAGUCCUGAAGUUCAAGGCGUCCAGCCCCCUCCUGAAAAACUGCAGUUUGUUGGGGUUGGAUCAUUGUGCCCACGAUGGGCCACACGUAUGGACAACCCCCUCUCCAAAACCCACCCAAACAUCGCACAGCUACCGACUCUAGAUGGCAGCAUGCAAUAAGUCCAAAAUAUCUCCAAACUGCGACAGUGUUGUCUGUGUUCAUUAAAUCGGCUGACUGCAAAGACUGCAUAGAUGAAUGUCAGAUUUCCCAGUAACAUCUAGCGCACCAUUAUACAUUUAUUUGACACAUUGACCCAGAAUGCACCAUGGACUGGUCGCUCAUUGCUGGAUGGUCAUUAAAAACCAACACCAGUUCAGCCCCUUUAUUAUCAGAUUUGAAAAUAUUAUUCAGUAUUCAAUGCAUAGUUGAUAGCAUACGCAUAUGGAUGAAGAGAGGGUGUGUGAAAUCUUCGGAGCAUUCCAAAGGAGUGGAGAAAAUGAAAAGGGCUUUCCAUGUCUGUGUUCCCUCGGUUGGCGUCUUUUCAUACUCUCAUCAUAUACUUGUGAAACAGUCGCCAAUAUGGAGUAUGAACGGGAGGUGAUGAGGUUUAACAGCACAGUGUUAUAUUAAUGCUCCUGACAUUUUGGAGAAAGUAUUUUACUGAUGAAGAAUUUAUUCUGUAUUUAUUUUACUCGCCUAUAGCACACAAUGUAAUGCGUCUACCAGGAGAUGUACCUUUUACACUCAGUUUUAUUGAGGAUUAAAUUAUUAGACAUGAGGUAAGGGUAAUGUGACCGGGACAAUAGGAAAGUAUGAGUAUUUCAGAAUGAUUUAUUUAGAGCACAAAGUAUUACUUUUGCACAAAGAUUUAACCAGUGAGAAAUACUGGAGUUCUGCUCAGACAGCGUGUUUCCAUAUCGGCUUUAAAGCACAUUUUUUACCAAACAACCUAAAAUGAUUUACAGGGUUCAUUUCAUUUUGUUGGAGCUUUUUCAGUCAUUUAUAAGUUUUAAAAUCAUUUUAUAGGGAUUGCACAGCAAAGAGCAAUUUUAAAUCAACCAAAUAUUUUCAAGGUAAACUUGAUUAGAAUAAAAAAUCUAUAUCAUCUUUUGUAGGAAUUUAUCUUCUUUUCUAGUUUUCAUUGUAGACUUUUUCAUCACUUUUUAAGAUUUUUAAGUCCUCAGAAUCACAAUCGUCUGAUAUAUUCAGGUUUUUCAUGACUGUGGGAACCCUACAUUUGUAAGUACCUGACAUAACUGUAUGUUUGAGUCCGGUUAACGUUGUCUUGUUUGCCUGCUUUAAUGAAUGGUACUGUAAAUUCAAUGUAGAAUGUAAACGCUUAAUGUGACUCUGCGUCAGUGUAGUGAUGACUGUCAGUGUACGAUCUGACCACAGAUAUAUGGUGAUCAUAUCUUAACAGCAUAUCAUAGCCUAUCAACAGUGGACAACAAUACAGGAUUCUCAUCCAUGAGCAGGACUUCUGAGGAAAGCACAGAUUCUCCAGAUCUGCUUCAGCUCUUUUCCAUUUUCCAUUGCUGCCCCAGUGGGAGUUUAUUUAGCUUGUUUUCUAAAAGCACCAUCACUGCCAGGGGUGCAUUGACAUAAACUGUUUAACAGUAACCGAACACACAAAUUCCCUCUGAUUUUGAUGCAGUGGGGAAGAAAAUGUAAGAACAGAAAAGUGUGUGGUUGCUUUGACAGGUUUCCCCCAAACAUUUUCAGGUAGAAACGGUUUGAUGACUCAAGAAGAAGCUGUGUAGAAUACCGAAAGAUAAAUAUAACUUAAGAGGCACAAGAGCCACAUUCAGCACAAAACUAUGCAUGGAAUAUUUCUAAAGAGUUUUUUUUUUGCCUAGUUUUCUUUUUCAGUGACGAAGAUGGCGGUCAGUAGGGCAAGAAAAUCGAAAGGACCACCGGAUGUCCAGUCAUUCAAUAAACAUUUUGAGUUUGGAGA
Molecule: messenger RNA, 3723 nt
Organism: Triplophysa dalaica
Lineage: Eukaryota; Metazoa; Chordata; Actinopteri; Cypriniformes; Nemacheilidae
Gene: rgs6
Product: regulator of G protein signaling 6
Exons: 18
Coding region: 318-1787 (489 amino acids)
Biological process (GO): intracellular signal transduction; regulation of G protein-coupled receptor signaling pathway; G protein-coupled receptor signaling pathway
Molecular function (GO): GTPase activator activity
Source: RefSeq, a predicted model, not a curated record